This is a messenger RNA of Heterocephalus glaber (naked mole-rat), 5937 nucleotides long. RefSeq names its product CMT1A duplicated region transcript 4 (gene Cdrt4). The record is from RefSeq and is a predicted model, not a curated record. Lineage: Eukaryota; Metazoa; Chordata; Mammalia; Rodentia; Bathyergidae.
UGGGUGUCAGGUAUUUUGUCCUAGUGUUCGGAAAAUGGCUAAUAUAGAAGUCAUUUGCAGAAUGGAUGAAUAAAAUUUUACAUUAUUGGUUGGCACUUUAACCAACUCAAUUUGAAAAGGCUGCUUGUGUACUCUCUUUGAUGCCCAUCAAGAAUUAGAUGGAAGAGGAGGGGCAGGGAAUCCCUAAAGAUAGCAGUGCCAACAACCUUCUGAGAGCUGCCUUUGAACAGAAUAACAGGGCUCCCCCUAGGGUCCUUGCUCAGGUCAAAAGAAUUCCCACUUGUUUUGUUGCCCCAGAGUAUAAGGAAGCUUCUUGGCUCUUCUUCAAAACAAAGUUUUACAAAUUACCACUACAGGGUGACCAAACUGAGGUGGAAAAAGUAUGUUUGAAACCAGAAUAAAAUUUUGCAAUGACACUUCUUUUUGGCACAGCUGCUCUGAGUUUAGGAAUAUAUGAACACUCAUGCCAUUUCUGUGACCUCCUAAAGCAAGCUACUAAACUUUUAUAUUUUCCUUAUUAUCAAGUGUAAGGUGGUGAUAGACUCAAUCAGUGGUUCUCAGAUUCUGGGGGACAACAGAAUAUCUUGCAUUACUUGUGAAAUCCUGAUGGCUGGAUUCUGCUCCAGAGUUUCUAGUUUAGUGAUUGGGGUGGGGCCAGGGAAAAUGUAUUUCCAAUAAUCUCUUGUGGCUGCUGCUGUUGGUCGCAGGACAACCUAUCAGGAAAUUCUGCUCUGAAUUAUGCACACUCCUUUAGAGCAAGGGACAGAAUUUCUUUUGCCAUUUGGGUCAGUAGGAGGCACUCAAUAAAUUUUAAUGAGUGGAUUAAGUAAGCCUUUGGUGGAUGUCUCAGGGCUCAGGGGAGGGAUGCAUGCUUAAGGCUGUCCUGUGAGGCUAUGGUGAGGGUCAGAAAGAGAAGGGCUGCCAUGCUGAACAUUUAAUCAUUUGUUUCUUCACCCACUUCGUGGAGAUCUGAUUUGCUGUAGUUGCUGCCCCUAAUUUUCCAGGUAGCCCCACCACUGAGUAGGACUCAACUCAGAGGUUUUGUUGGUGAAGUGGCUGACUUAGCCUGUUUUCCAUAACUAAAACAAAAUACCCAAGACUGUGUUUUUAUAAAGAAUAGAAGUUUAUUUGGCUCAUGAUUCUGGAAUCUGAGAAAUCCAAGAGCAUGGAGCUUGCAUCUGCUCAGCAUCUGGUGAGGGCCUUCCUAGUACAUCAUACCAUGACAGAGGACAUCAUAUGAUGGGACAGAGCAGAGUGGGUCUUUGUAACAGACCCACUUUCAAGAUAACCCACUAGCCCACUAAUCCAUUAAUCCAUGGAUGAAUUAGCUCUCACCACCUAAUCACUCUUAAUACUUCACAUGAGGAUUACAAUUCAACAUGAGUUUUGGUGAAGGCAUUGAAAUCAUGGCAGUGGCCAUCUCUGCAUUCUUCUCCUUGAACUGUUCCUUUAUUACAGCUUUCCUCCUACAUGAUGUAUGUGAAAACUCUUUCAUCCAUUUGGUUCAGGGCUGGUGUUUGUGAGGGGAAUUUAAGCAGCACAUUAGGCAAAGGGAACCAGUGAUACAGAAGAUUAAAUGUGAAAUAUCUUUCUGUGAACCAGUUUUUAGCUCCUGGAUAAAGCAAGUCCUUUUCCUUCACUCUCCAGAGUCUGAAGAAGCAGGGUGGAGACCUUGGCGCACAAUUUUUGGGAGAUGGAAUUAGUUAAGUCUUAGUCAAAGGGAAAUGAAUGUCAGUGGCCACAUCCCAUCUAGCAAGCACACCCAUCUUUUGGUUAGGAGGACUGCGCUGCAUCCCUACCCUGCACAGAGCUGCCUUUCUUCCUGGAGGAAAAGUGACUCUUUCACAGCCUGCUGGGAGGCAAAGGAAAUGGAAAGUUCCACAGCAUCCUGUGCCCCUCUCUGUUUCACGGGACGCUGGUCUGCCUUCACCUUUCCCAAGUUCAGGGCUGACAGUGGGCCUUUGCACUGGGGGAAACAAAUGAUGAGUGGCUGGGUGAAAAUUCCCAUGGAACCCCUUAAUGACUGGCUCCAUGAAGUCUUGGUGAAGCUCCAGCCUCUGAGAAGGUGCCUGUUGGCCUCUUGGUCAGAAGAGCCCAUGUCACGUCAAGCAGGACAUGAAGAAGAUGGAUUCACAGAAAACAUUGGACUUCUCCUGAACCUGCUUGAAAAACAUGACCCUUGGCCAGCUUAUGUGACAUAUACCUCUCCAAUGGUGCAAAGACUCAUUGAGAAAAGCAAAAUGAAGGAACUGCAAGGCAUACGUGCUUUUGAGGAAAAACAACAGGCACUGAGGCCAAACAAGUCUUCCAUGAAAUGGAGAAAUUCAUCUAAGUCUUCUGGUGAAGGGUUGAAAGAUGUGCUGUUAGAUCCUAUGCUGUCAAUGUGGGGGCCUUACUCUGUAUCAACCUUGGGUCCCACUGUUGUCCCAGAACCCAAGCACAUACAAACAGAUUCCAGAGAAAGUUCCACUGCAAACUAUAACAAGAUCAUUUUCUCUCGAAAACCUAUGAUGAGGAUGCUUCCCUACCAGGUCACUACAGUCCAGCAAGAAGAAACAUGAAAAUGUCUAACAAGGAGUCCCUGCAGCCAUCCCUGAAGAAUGUACUGCAAUUAAGCUCCAUUUGCCAUAAAUUUCACUACAUCCUUUAAAUCUGAAAUUGCUCUUUUAUAUGCAGAGGCUGGUGGAGAGAAACCACAUCAGAAUAUGGGCCAUGGGUGGGUGGGUUCCUCCCUUCCAUCACUGUAGUCUGCUGGGUUCAGCAGUGAAAGGUGCUAGUUUCUCCCACAGAUGCUGAAGACUCAACUGUGGAAGUAUUAGUCCAGGUCCAGGCAGAAGGGUAGAAAUCAUACCAGGUAUUCUACUAGAGAGAACUUAAUAGAAAGAAUUAUUAACCAGGUAACUAAAAAAGGCAGAAAGAAAAUCCAAAGGUUUAAGUGGGGACAGUCCCUGCAAGAAGCAGUUAUUCCUAAGGUGGAGGGAGCAAAGGGAAGUUAGCUACUUGGAGAAGGGGCAUGUGGGCUGAAGCUCAGAUUUUCUGACGUGAGGGAGUGAGGAUGCUCAGCUAGUCCUAGUGGCUGUCUCUGAUCCUCUGAAGGUUGGUAUCCCAAUUCCAAGAAGCAGAGCUCUUUUGGCUGGUGUCUCUGAGAGGACAAAUGUAGAGCUGGUUCUGUGAAUAUUGGAAAACCCAAAAACUGGACUCAAGUUCUUCUGGAAGAAGUUGUCACUGCCUGGGUAAGCAAAAGGGGUUAGUAGGCAAGGCUGAUAGGGACAAGAAGCUGACAAAAGGCAAACAGGAUGCAAUUCAGAAGCAAACAACCUGAAGAGUAGGCCCUUCCUCUUCCCUGUACCUGUGCAGGCUUCUGCCCGCUAGGGACAGAGUGUAUCAGGGCAAAAAGCAGGAAUGAGAUUUUCAGACUCACAGCCCUAGCAUCUCCAAACAGUAUAAAAGGAUGGAUUUUGAAGCCAAAAGAGAAAUAGCUUAGUAAUCAGCAUAGCGUGGUUCUGGUGCUCCACAUGGCCUCUGAACCUAGUAUUGAAGUGUUUUUCCCUGGAAGGUCUUACAAAAUGGUAGUAGGGAUGUCAGAGGGGCCUCUGCUGAGAAAUGGAAGAGGUCCAACCCCUCUCUCCCCCAUCCCCAUUCUUCUUUCAGGUUUGCCUUAUGGAGCACAGCUGGUUGGGAGGGAGAAGUUCCUGAGUUCCUGGCUGGACCCCAGUUGUUAUUUGUCAGAUGACUGCUAGAAUUGGCCCACCCAUGUUCUGAAUUGGUCCCAAAGCAAGCAAUGACGAACUGUCCUCUGUCUUUCAGUAGACAAACUGUCUUCAGACACAUGAGGAUUUUGUCAGGACAGAAAUCAAACUGGUCUGUUGUGUGGCAUUUAACUGCCGAGCAUGGUUGACCUUACCUGAGUUUCUUGUUUGCACUGCAAGGCAGUUAAUAUCAUUCAGCUUCCCCCUCAGAGGUGUACGGGACCUGAUGCACUAAUAGAUGUAAGUGUCACUUGAAGAAGUUAUAUUUCUCCUACAAUACAUGUUUUCUAUCCAAGAGUCUUAUGUAAAUGUUUAAAGUCAGAUAUGGGUGCGGCUUUGUAGAACUCAUCUCUGGUUCCUGUGUGUUUGUGUUGGGACAGCUGGACAAAUUAGGAGCUCUGGACUUGUUCCUGGGUUCCCAACCCUUGGUCAGAAUGAAUUCUUACAAAAAAAAUAGGUGUUUCCAGAUGAAUCUCAUGAAUGUAUUUUGUGUCUAUGGAAUAUUUGUAGACCCGGAAUCAGGUGAUAAAUUCCUCCAAGAUUUAAAAAACCUUCUUUAUCUCUUUACAGUUAUUUAUCCCUAACAUAUAUUUGGGACAGUGUGGAUUAUACAAUUGAGUGUUAGAGUUAAUAGAGUUUGGGGAGUAGGAUUAUUUCUUCCAGUCCCUUUAAGGGCAGGGGAGAGUGGUAAUUUACUGGUUUGCACUUUUUGUUUUCUUUAAAAUUUCUAGGUAUUUAGUAGAAUUUACAAAAGUAUGUGCUACAAAUUCAAAUAAUUUUUUAAUAUAUAGCAUUAUUUAGGUUAAUCUAAUUCUUAGCCUAUUAUAACAAUACAGACAUAAACCAAGGACAUCAUUCACACCUUAUGCUCUAUGAAAUCUGCCUGCAUUCUGUGGCUACAGUCUAGACACAUUGCCUCUUGAGGCAUCUUUAAGAGAGAAAAGCUAUAAUUCCUUUUGAAAUAGGGAACUCCCAAACUGGGGCUCAUGGGUCUCGCUAGCAAAUGGUUCUGGCCAGCCAUGACCACAUUCACAUGAGGACUGAGGAGGCUGCUGGGAAAGACUUCUCCUGGGAGAUAAAUAAUCGGGUAAGACCAGCUGGAUCCACUGAUGAAACCUUGGUCACUGGGGGAGGAGGAUGAUCCUGAGUGACCCAUGUUAUCUGAUGUUGAGAUUUGUCUCCUGAGCCAAACUUUUCUGAGUGCUCUUGGGGGAGGGGGCAGUGAGUCAGUCUCUCACAGGGCUCUUUCACUAAAAUCCUGGAAGACCCAGAAGUACUAAAGCAAAAUGAAGGGGGAGCUUGUUGACCUCAUAACCCACCAUUUCAUAUGUCCCACUGCCCUAGUUGUGACAUGAAAUAGCCAGGUCUCAUAGAGCCCAGUGAAUAGUUGGCAGGGACAGCUUUGUUCCUGAGAAUCACAGAGACAUCUCUGGUGCUCCCUGAAAUAGGCAUGGAGCCCUUCCUGGGGCCUCUGCCCUUACACAAGCAGGCAAAGCAUGCAUGGAGUGGAAUAUGGAUUAUUCUCAUGUAACCUCAUCUGCCUGUCCAAGAUUGAGAGGACUGGAGUAUCUCAGGUUACCCUGAACAUAUUUAACUUCCAUCUCAAAGAGAGAAUUGGCUUUCUCUGAUAUCCACAGCCCACAGCCUUUUCUUAUUUAUGUCUUUUGCAUAUGGCAUUUUCUGCUUGGCAGGAGAGCUACUCUAAUAAGUCUCUCUGCCUUCGUAGGUUUAUGAAAUACCAGAAUAUGAGUUUUGUUAGCCUGUCUGUGUUUCUCUGUAACUAAGGCCCUGUUCUAACACAUAUCAAGCAGCUGUUUUGAACAGAUUCUUUGGCUCUCUGUGCAUAAUAUGGUAUUUACCCAUUUGCAAAUUCCAUGGUUGAUGUUUGAACAGUUGAUGUUUAACUUCAACAACUUGACUGAGCCUGUUGGUCAUUCUCACUUUGUCCGGUCUGUUAGGAUGUCAAACAGAUCCACAUUCCGCAAACUCCCUAGUGUGGCCUGAGAUCAUGUCUUGAUGGAGAUAAGGCCACUCAACAGAUAAGACGCUACUGGAAUCUUCAUGGCAGUAACAGCAUAAACAAAGAUAAAGCCCUCCAGAGAAACUUACAAGGCACCAGCCAAAAUUUCGGAGUCACUGUGAUGCACUCUUUUUAGAUGACCUAGAGUAAACUUUGCUUAUUACAAUA